Messenger RNA from Python bivittatus (Burmese python), 1293 nucleotides. Lineage: Eukaryota; Metazoa; Chordata; Lepidosauria; Squamata; Pythonidae. The record is from RefSeq and is a predicted model, not a curated record.
ACUCGGGCCUCGCGCAAACAUUGAGGCCACGUGGGGCGGUGGAUGAUGGUUGAAGGGCCGGAGGCUGGGACGGAAGCCCUGGGUAAGCGGUGCGUUUUGCACGGCCGGAUCAGUUGGGCUAGUUUUGGAGAUCAGUUGCGAGAAAUUUUUGGCGUUUGCGGGUUGCGGUUUUGGGCUACUUUUAAGGGCGUGUUGGACUAUAAAAACUUUGAGCAUCUGGCAACACUGCUGGUGCAGUCCACAGCAGGCUGCUGCCACAACAGCCUGAAGGUGCAGCAGCUUCUGGAAUCUGCAUUGAAACUGAAUGCCAGCCUUCCAUUGCACGGAGAAGAAUUGUUAUUGUUAUUGUUAUUUCUUCUGCGCAAAAGAGUUUGCUCCGUGAAAUAUGGCCAGUGGUAAUAGAUCUAGUUGACAGGAUGCCCAGAGCCAGCAUUGCAAGUUUCUAUCCUCUAUGUUCUACCAGGCUGUCUGGGAUCACAAGCUUGUGUGGAUGCUGGAGGACAUGAAGACUAUGGAGACUUUGUACUGGGAGGAGAACACUAACCUGAGGACGUAUUCCCCUUCAGAAGCCCUGCUGUAUGCUAUGGUGCACAAUCAUCUUCGUGUCCAGUAUCUGCUGUUUCAGUUUCCAGAGGAGGCUCUCAAAGUUGCUGGAGAGCAUUUCUGGUGUUGUCCAUCCUCUGAUUCUCAUUUAGCAAUGGCUGUAACCUAUGAUGGGAGAGAUAUCCCUGGGCUAUUCGUCAGCACUGCACACAAAAUGCCUAGCCUGAACUCUUACAUCAGUAGGACCAGCUGUUUUCAUGUGGAAGAUGGCAAGACCCCUCUGCAUCUUGCCUGUGAGUUCCUGAGAUCGGAGACUGUUCUCAUCUUGCUAGGAAAUGGAGCCUCUCCUAGGAUAGAGGACAGCAAAGGGCUCACUCCACCAGAUGUCAUACUGGAACAGAUGUGGGAUUCCAAAGUCCUGGUUCAAGUUGCAGAAGGUCUUGCAGGAACAUCCUGAACACUGGGCAGUGCUGCUUGGAGAGAACAAGUGGGCCCUGGUGGGGAACACGCCUGCAUCCUUAUACCUGCAAGCUAUACAAACCAUUCCUCCAGGUUCUCCCUCCCUCUCAUUUUCCUAAAAGCAUCCAGGAACUACCUGUACCUCAGGCACUGAAGCCCCUGCCUUGCUUGUGCAAACAGCGUCUGGCAAAAAAUGAGGUAAACAAUUUUCCAUGAUCUACUCUUUUUUUCAGUGUUCAAGUCAAAGAUAGGUAAUCAGGUAGGAUUUUCAGGUUGCAAACCAAGCCCUGG